This is a messenger RNA of Plodia interpunctella (Indianmeal moth), 6390 nucleotides long. It is a transcript of the gene Ipk2, whose product is annotated as Inositol phosphate kinase 2. Gene Ontology annotation, molecular function: inositol-1,4,5-trisphosphate 3-kinase activity; inositol tetrakisphosphate kinase activity. The transcript is spliced from 6 exons. Lineage: Eukaryota; Metazoa; Arthropoda; Insecta; Lepidoptera; Pyralidae. The coding region runs from base 289 to 1548 and encodes 419 amino acids. Gene Ontology annotation, cellular component: cytoplasm; nucleus. The record is from RefSeq and is a predicted model, not a curated record. Gene Ontology annotation, biological process: inositol phosphate biosynthetic process.
UACCUAAGUCGCACUUUUUCGCGUGCUCCAUGACGCGCGAUCUCGUUGAAUUUUACGAUUCCAUAUUUCUAUGAAUCGGUACAAAUAAAAAUAGAUGUGAUGUGCCAGUGUUAAAAUCUAUCACAUAAUCUUUAACAGGCGAAAACAUCUACCGUCUAAAAAGAAAAGACAUUCGAAUUUUGAAAGUGAUUUAAAAAAUAAAUUUUUGUUUACCGCCUAUAUUGGUAAACGAGUGACAUCGAUCGAGGACUUGUUUUUGGUUGAGGAAAAUUUUGCGGGGGCAGCUAGAUGAGCGAUGUUAAGCGGCCGACAGUCCGCUGGCAGCGGUCGAUACAGAGCGUGCACUACGACCUGCCGCGGCCGAGCGUGGAGGUCACGCGGCCGCUGCGGAUGCCGCACGAGCGGGAGAUUCAGGCGUACGACAGGCAGGUGGCCGGCCACACUGCUACCAGCGGCAAGAAAUACCUGGGUCUUCUCCAAUGCAACGAUGGGACGAUACUUAAGCCCAUCAUAAAGGAGGCGCAACGACGAGAAAUGGAGUUUUACGAGCGGAUCACCACCGCCACUGAGCCGGAUUUGAUUGAAUUGAGCCGACUGGUACCUCGAUACGUGGGCAACAGACAGUAUACUUACAACGGUCAUCAGCAGCAGUAUAUCGUGUUGGAGGAUCUUACGCAGAACAUGUUGGAGCCUUGCAUUAUGGACGUUAAAAUUGGACGCUGCACGUGGGACCCUCUGGCGACAGAAGAGAAAAUCAAGAACGAGCAAAUAAAAUACGCGGCGUGCAAGCAGCAGUACGCAUUCUGCAUCCCCGGGUUUCAGGUGUACCAGCUGGCUACCGGACAGCUGCACAAGUAUGGCAAGGACUACGGGAAGAAGCUGCAGGGGGAUAUGGUCAUUGAUGCAAUAAAGAAGUUCCUGAACGUGAGCGAGGGCGCGGUGGCGCGCGCGCUGCUGCUGCGGCUGCUGGCGGCGCUGUGGCGCGCGCAGCGCUGGGCGCGCGCGCAGCGCUCGCUGGCGCUGCGCGGCGCCUCGCUGCUGCUGCUCUACGACGCGGCGCGGCUCCGCCGGUGCUGCGCCAGCGAGCCGCCAGCCGCGCGGCGGCGCUCCAUCCACUCGACGCACAGCCCCGCCUCGGGCUCCAACUUCAGCGGACAGAUCUCAAACAAAGGCCCCGUCUACAAGAAACUCAACCCCGUCUCGAUCACCCCCAUGUCCGUAGCCCAAACAUCUUUCUCCCCCCCGCCCCCCAUAAACAGCCCGUGGAACGACAUUCUGGAAAAACUGAACCACAACCACUCCUUUGACCACAAUUACGAAGAUAAACUGAGCAAAAUAAAAAUGAAUUUCCGAGCGACCCUCGAUCAAAUGUGCAGCGAUUCCCCGAAUCCUAAUCCUUGGGGAACCGUGAAAAUUAUUGACUUCGCGCAUGCGUUCUUCAAUGAAGACGACGAUUUGAGGACCGACGACAAUUUCUGCGAGGGCAUAGACAAUUUGGUCAAGAUUUUCGAGUCGUUUCUCAGAGAGACCAACGAUCAAAUUAUGUGAUACAUUAAAUUUAAAAUUAUGGUUGUAAAGUCGUAUUAAAAAACCCAAUUUUUUUAUUACUUUACAAUGAGAAGAUUAUAUAAUAAACAAAGACGUAAUAGACUAUUUCUAUCAAAUUGUAAAUAACAGUUUCUAUGGAAAACAUUAUCUAAAUGUUACUGUUUUUAAAGUAUCCUAAAAUGCUAAUAAAGUUUAUUUAUUGUUACUUUCGUUUUGUCACUGGAUUCUAAUCUAGUGAUUAAGAAAUAUUUACGCAUAUAAGUGUAUAAUUCAAAGACUUAUGAAAAUAAUAGUAUUUUGUAUUUGCUCAAUAACUAUAUAGGUCUUUAUAGUAGUAACUUUCAUAGUCGGUUUUAGUGAUCAAUUGAUAAAAUGUAUCUUUCGAAUUAAAAAAAUAAAUCUAUGUACAGUCAACAGCACGUCAACCUACACAAAUUCAUUGCAAACUCGCCGCUAUUAUCGCUCUACAGAGGUUCAUGCAGGGUAACUUGGUGUGCUGUUGACUGUACUAGUUAUCAUUGAUUAUAAAAUCAGACACUUUUUUAUCACAUUACUAUAACGAUAUUUAAUAAUGUAUAAUUUCAGUCAAUUUUAAUAUAAUUGAUGAGAAGAGUACCGUUGAAACAUAUUAUUGUUUUGCAAAGGUAAAAAAAAAUACAAGUUUCGCUUUCGCAUUAUAAAUAUUUAUUUCGAAAUCAGCCAAAAUUAUUUUCCCAAAUAAAAUAAUCUAUAAACUUAAUAUAUAAUCUAAUAUGAAAUGAUUCGGGUCCACUUGGCGAGCGACUGAUACACAUUACACGUUGCUGCUGUCCAAGAGCGAGUUCCACACGAGAAAUAUUUAACCUAAUUUUCACUGAAGAACAAAAUUGUGUAACACUAUGAACGAAGCAAGUGCAUACAACAUUAUAGCCUGUAAAUGCACUAUAAUUUGUUACUAAGGCAGGAAAGAAAGAGAACCAAGAUUAUUUUUUCUGCCAUUUAUUUGCAACUAUAUUGCCAUCUCGCUCAUACCAGUUGUUCGAACUCGACGGGAAUACGUUUUCAUUGGAGCGAGAAUUAAUUUUGGGUGUUCAUAAUUUUUCCCUCUGCUUUAGAAACGAUGUAUAACCGAAUUACUAAUGUGUCAAUAGCAUUAACCUUUAUUUUAUCAACUUGCCAUUCGCUCUAGUCCAAUAGUGCAAAACUCCCUCACACAAACGUGCUUAGAUCGCUUACAAUAAAUAUGUGAACAAAUAAAACAAUUUAUGACAGUUAAUUAGCUAUUUACCUUUGAGUGAAAUAUAAAUAGACAUUUGAAAUAAAAUCCUAAGACUAUGAGUAUUUAUAGCGAAUACACUCAAAUAUAAACGACAUAGAUAAUAUUAACAAGAAUUUAUUAAAAGCGUCCGACUCGUGUGGAACCCGAUCAAAGACUGAAGUUUAUCAAGAUGGCCGCCACUUGACACACAAUUUUUGACGUGCAACGAGACGAAUGUCAAAAAUUAUAGCUAAAUUGUUUUUACUAAGUGUUAUAUCAAAUACAAUUUAUAUAUUAUGCAAAUUAUCUAUAGACACACCAUUCUGCUAGUCAUUGCAAAGUUAACACACCCACUAGUAUUUUAUGAUACUUCACACAUACACCGUUUUAUUCUAAGUUACAAAAACACCAUAAUUAUUAAUAUUAAACACGUUUUAGGCCGUGUUGUCGAAACUAAUGAUUAGAAAAAUAUAAGUCUUAAAAAUAGCGGGGUAAGUCCUGUGUAUAGCACAAAAUGAUUUUAUUUAUAAACUAAAAUAGCACGAACUCGUCUCAUUACACGUCAAAGGUUAAAUUUAGAUGAAUCUGUCCUGCUUCGCUCCAAUGAAUUCAAAAACAAUAAAUUGCGCGAUUUUUCACUCUGUGUAAACUGAAAUAUUUUUUUCUCACAACAGUAUCAUUCAAUUGAGUGAGGCAAGACGUGUUACUUCACUUGUGAAAUCGCUAAGAUAGAGAUAAAACUUUAGACACAAAUUAUGUCUGUUUUAUUUCACAUGUACACAUAAAUGCAUGAAUGCUCCCGCAAGAUUAUAGUAAUAUAAUCUUUUCACACGCCUCUUUUAUCUUAAAUUCACAAUUAAAAGAAGCGAAGCGGCUCAAGUAGGCAAAAAAUGAAUAAAAUAAAUCAUUGUUAUAAUAAAAAAUAGAAUAUUUCAAAUAAUCACUAAAUAAUAUACAAAUCUCAACUAUGCAAAUCACUUUAAAAUCUAAUUUUACAGUCAUCGAGGUUGCACAAGAUGAUUGUAUAAGAGGAUUUUAAACAGUAUUUACAAUAACAGUCCGCCAAGCGCCCGGCAGGCGUUACAAAUGAAAAUUAAUUAUAGCAUUCAUUAAUCUAAUGUUACAGAAUGUGAUAUACGACAACAAAUGACAGAAACCAUACCAACUAGCACGAAAUAAAGCACCUCCAGUAACUAAGGGCGAUAUUUUUUAUUUUUUUUUUAUCAUUACAAUAAUAUAUUUUUUUGAUAAUUUUUUCAGAUUAUUUCAUUACAAAAAAAGAAAAAAAAAACAAAACACACACAUGGCAGAAGAUUUUUAACAUUUUAAUCUUAAUUUAGGUCAAAUAUUAUAUCACAUUUUGUUCGACUCAGACGGAGACCGACGUCGGUUUCGCGCGGAAACUGACGCGACUCUCCCCACGAAUCAGGCCUAAAACAGUGCUCUGUGUACAUUAUCAUACCGGUAAGUUAUGAUCCAAGAAGGAUAAGCACUCAAAAAUCUAUAUUUGAUUACUUAUGGCUAUUUUCCCCUUGGCCAUUAUUGGAAAAUAAAAGAACUUUAAAAAUCGUCGAAUAUAAUUAUAACACUUUCCCGCCGACGUCAAUUUAACAAAUCUAACUAAAUAAAACGAUUUUUCGUACUAAAUGGAUGUUACUUGCUAUUUUCACACGCGCACAGUAUGAUCACACCUCUCCGCGUUAAACGUUAUUUCAAUUAUCACUAAAACUUUAUAAAACAUUGAAAUCCUACCCAAAAUUCAAAAUUUUUAUACAUAAUCUAUCCCUUAAAACGCGAACAUAAUAUCAUGAAAAAUUUAGGCAGAUUUUAAGAAUUCCUCGUUUAAAAUUAUUUUCAGUAUGUAUGUAUAAAUAUUUUUUCAUACGUUCCAAUGAUAUAUGAAGUUUACGUUGAGCAUUGUUUUAGGCCAUAGUAUUAGUACAAGCAUCGCAUACAACUAACGAAACUACGAAGGCAUCGUAUCCAUAGUCAAUUUUACAUUCUCAUCACUCAAUUAUAGGUAAAUACUUGCCUACAUAACGUGUGCAAUUCAUCGGUUAGUUUGUAUUAAAGCUGUAAAUUCAAAGCAAAUUAUGCAAUAAUAGAAAUGUACGAACAAAGUACACGAAUAGACCUUAUACAAAAUAACCAAAAUUCAGUGAUAAAUAAAAUUCAUGGAAACAAAUUAAAAAUAAUAGCAAUAAGAACGUUAUGUAGGCUUGUGCUGAGUAAUUUGUUACCUACCGUUUUUAAAGUCAUUUUUUUAUAUGUGUAUAUCAAAUGCGGUAUUGUAAUAUUACACUUGUAAAAUAAAAAUAUUAAUGUUCAUCCGUUAAAAAAAAUCUGUAAGUAUACACACAUAAGGCUCACAUUUAAUAUACAAAUAUUAUAUUCUCAAUUUACAAUAAUUUGUCUUACUUGAAGUCUGAAUAACGUCAAGCUGAGGUCUUAUCUUAGUAGCUUGAAAAGAGGCUUCAAAUAAAACAUAGAUUUUGAAAUCAUACAUCAUAUAAUUAGGCCACGGAAGUGGUACAAUUUAAAUACAUUAGAAAGAGUCAAGAAAAAAUGUAAAUGAAUCUAUAAAUUAUUUUACACUACCAUUAAAUACCUACUAAUAGUGGUCACUUCUGACAGAAAACAUUUAAGCUACACGCAGUGCAAUUUGGUACGAAAAUAAUUUAAGUCCCAUUUAGAUUUUUUCAAAUAUUUAAGUUUUCCCACUUCCGCAAUUAGAUUUUUUUUAAUUCGAUGCGUUGCAGUGUCGAUGCCUGUCCUAAGGCCUUCGCGGCUACCGGUCGUCAUAUUAUCUGUAUAUAUUUAUAGAUCGAACUGUAUAUAUUCUCCGUUGACUAUAUUUACACUGCGUUACAUAUGCGAUAAUAUGUGAUAGGAUAACAAUUUAUAUACAAACUAUUUUUAAUGUGUAUACAGUUCUAACAUUUAUCUUGUAAAUGUAUCUUCUAUAUUUAUAAAAAAACUAUUAUCAGCGUUCCCAUGUCAAAUAUAUUGUAAUAUCAGUAAAUAAUAAUUCAUAGGAUUUGCAGAAAAAGUAGGAACGCGGACCUGGGCUCUAUCUAAUCAGAUUCAGAUGAAAGAUAAUGUGAUGAUGAAUGUCAGAACUAAAUUUAAUUAUUAAAAUUUUAAAAAUCAGCGAGCUGGAAUCAUACCCACAUCACUGCUUUGGAAUAAUGCUCUUAACCAAUGAGCUAUAUAGACCAUAUAUAAAAAUGCAAAUAUCAAUAUAAAAUCUCGGAACUGUACACACGUUAGAAUUAUAACAGGAAUAUGUUUAUUAAAAUGUCGUUUCCAACCAUUACACAGAUACCUUAGUCACUAGCAACGCACAGCAACACAUAUUUACACGACAUUAUAUAAUCAGCAGUAUUGAAAACUAUUAAUCCACAUAUAUAUAUAACCUCACCUUAUGGAGGGAAGUCGUUUAUGAUGUUUUGCUCACUACGUCGUAAGCGAUUGGUCUACAUCAGGCUUUCUUUUUUCGUGGAAUUAUAAUAUACAGCUCUUUUUUUUUUGGAAAGUAGAAUCUAUAAGAAUAAAAUCUUUCGUUCAUUUCUGUGUUUUAAUGUAGGAAACAACGCAUUUUUUUU